Molecule: messenger RNA, 2105 nt
Organism: Linum trigynum
Lineage: Eukaryota; Viridiplantae; Streptophyta; Magnoliopsida; Malpighiales; Linaceae
Source: the annotation of a GenBank genome assembly
UGCAAAUUUGCAUUUCCUCAAAGCAAAAAGAACCCUAUCCCCUCUUCCCUUCCCACUUGCUGCUCAAACUACUUCUUCCGCCUUCCGGUGGUUUUCUUGCUUUUAAUCAAUCAGAGCAUUUCUAUCCCUCUAUGCCUCCCCGCAAGAAGACCUCCGUCAAGCGGCCUCGCGGCAAGAGACCCGUCAAGCAGGAAACCCAUUACCAGAUCCUCUCCGUGAAACCAUCCGCGACCUACCAAGAAAUCUGUGCCGCUUACCUAUCAGCGACGUCGAACAACCCCACGGACUCCGCCAUCGUCGCAGAUGACGAGAAAUCUCUCCGAGUCCAGAGAGCAUUUCAAGUACUGAGCGACACCCAGUGGCGAGCAGAGUACGACAAGGAGCUCCGGACGGCGAGGCGGCGGCGAAAUGCCAGAGUGAUUGAAGAUGUCUGUCUCUUAGGCAUGGUGCCUUUUGUGGACGAGGAAAGAGGGGAAACCAUAGAACUUAUUCACCAGUGUGACUGUGGGGAUUAUUUCUCGGUGGAUUCUGUGGAACUGCAGAAGUUGGGGUACAAACUGUGCAAGGAUAGUGACCAUGUGUGGUUUCAGUCGCCGGAGGAGCCGGCCAAGGAGUACACCUCCUCCUCCCCCGAUUACGACGACGACGACUGCGACCUUUCUUUCGGAUUCAAGUGCCUGGGGUCGGUUGUUGUACCUUGCGAGCACUGUAGUCUGGGAAUUCGGUUGUCGAUUGACACCGGACUCAAAGCUGAAUAUGGCAGUUGGUAGGCUAUAAGUAACUUGUGGGUCUAAGGUCUUGUGAGGUCUGGUUGUUGAUUGGCAUGGGAAUUAGGCUCCCAUGUGUUAGAAUAUGAGUUGAGUACAAUGCAUUGUGUAACUUAGUUGUUCAAAUGUCUUAGAACGAUGUGUAUCUGUAGGUUUGAUGUGAAUCGGUUGAGAGUUCAAUGUUCCAUUUGUUCCAACAAAAUUUCAACAAGAAAGCUUUUUUUUUUUACUUGGAAAGUUUAUGUGACAUGAUUUCUUGAAAAAAGGGUCGGCCAAUGGUGUUUGGGGUUGGGGAUAUUGCAAAUAGGGCUCAGUCUCUAUCAGGGGAAGAUUAAAGUUGGAGUCUUUUCAAGCUUUUGAAGGUGGAUUUCAAGUUCCCUAAAAGUGGGGUGGUGGAAAGCUUUGUUCUUUGUUCUAGCUGAUCCAAAUCUGCCAAAAUCAUUUCUAAAAGGGGAAAUGGGUUGUGGAGAAGGAAGGUCUGAGCAACCUUGCAGCGCGUUUGAUAGGAUCAAAGCAUCAAACAUUCUCAUCUGGCCUAGAAGCACUUAUGACUGAGGUCGACUGCUCGACUCGACUCUGUAGCCGCACAACUUGAAUUGCAGUAACGGCUUUAAUCAGCCGCCGAUUGUUGCAGCUUCACAAUAUGAUGCCUGUGUCGCAGAUGAGGUUUAUAAGGCUGGUUGUGAAGCCUUUGCUUGCAGGGAAGAUUGAUGAUGCUCUUCAUUCGUGGACUAUCUCUCACUCCAAGUGUCCUCAAGAGAAGACAUAUGUUGUUGCCAAGCUUCAGUCCCUCAUUUCUCUCCAAGCAACUUCAUAAAUCGCCUUGUUGGAGAUUUGAAAACUUCUAUCGGUAUGCUUAGGGCCUUUGGUACGUAUGCAAUCUCAAUGAUUGUUGCAUGUUGCCUGUCCACUACAAUGUACAUGUUUGUUAUUCUUGGUGUUUAAUGUUGUCCUAGAAUCCUAGUUGUUUCAUGUUUGGCUGAUGGCUUGUACAUAUGGAUUAUGAUUAUGACAAGAAUAUGUUGUUUGGCUGUGGAAACACGGAUAUCUAUUGUUAUGGUCUUUCUAUCUCAUUAUUAUUUGUGUUCUGGCAAGAUUUUUAUCUCAACGAACUGCACCUUAACCAUCUAUGAACCCAAUGAGCCUUACUCCUUUCAAUCUUAAUCUCUAAUUAUUGUAUCUUCACAUCCUGUAGGGUUCAAAGUGUUGUUGUUGCUGGUUCAUAAGUAGGCUUACUGCUUUAAUAAACCCUUUCUCUUUCUCACACUUGGUGCUUCUGCUGUGAGAAUUAACAGAGGAGUUAAAAUGUAAAGGCAUCAACAAAUGUGGGAUUUAUGA